AUGGGGUGCACCACCUCGGUGGAGGCGCGGCGCGACAUGCGCUGGGUGGAGGCGGCGGUCGGCCCGCGCGCGAGGCGGAGCUUCUCGCUGUCGUCCGCCGACCGGCAGCGGCUGCGGGCCAAGGCCGCAUCCGUGCUGCGCAGCCUCGGCCCCGUCCCGGGCCGGCGAUCCGGCGCGUCGUCGAGCAAGUACGCGACCCUGUCGGUCGAGGAGAUCAUGGUGAAGUUCGAGAACGACCGCGCCUUGCGGGAGGUGCUCGCCCGUCUCAAGGAGACGGCGGCGGCGGCGGCGAAGCGGAAUGCCGCCGUCGGGCCUAGGACGAGCACGCCGACGCUGACGCCGCCCAACGAGCCGGAGGUGAUCAACGCGUGGGAGCUCAUGGCCGGGCUCGAGGACGAAGGGCCCACGCCGCGGGCAACGCAUCAUGAGCCCCCGCCGACGACACCGCCGUGGAUGCUGGCCGACCAGGACGUGCCCGUCGCCUUCGAGUUUGACCCGGAGAUACUGUCCAGCUUCCGGGAGGCCCUCGCGCAGGACACGUCGCCGUCACAGCAGCCGAGCACGGCCAGCUCGCCCACGGACAAGGAGGAAUCGGCGUCGCAGCAACAGGCGAAGGUCGCCGACGACGCGAGUGCAUGCACGCCGGUCUCGCCGCCCACCAGGGACACCGCGAGCUCACCCGCGGACAAGGAGAAGGAGGAACCUGGGUCGCAGAAGGAUAAGGACGGCGCCGACGCAAGCGCAUGCACGCCGGUCUCGGCGCCCACCAGGGGCAUGCCGGAGCUCGCCGGCAUCGUGCGCGCCCGCAUCAACGCGUUCCAAGAAAAGAUCAUAGAGCGGAGGACGAGCAACGGCGCCCGCGACGCCAAGGUGUUGGGGCCGCCGGGCGGCAGGCGGAGGGCGGUGGUGUACUUCACCAGCCUCCGCGGCGUGCGCAAGACGUUCGUGGACGGCUGCGCCGUGCGCAACAUCCUGCGCAGCUACGGCGUGCGCGUGGACGAGCGCGACGUGUCCAUGCACGCCGCCUUCAAGUCCGAGCUCGCGCAGCUCCUCACCGGCCCCAGCGCCGCCGCCACGCUCCCUCGCGUGUUCGUCCACGGGCGGUACCUGGGCGGCGCCAAGGACGUGCAAGCCCUGCACGAGGCCGGCGAGCUCGCCCGCACGCUGGAGGGGUGCGACGCCGCGCCGGUGCGCAAGCUCGGGUGCAUGGAGGCGUGCGCGGCGUGCGGCGACGUCCGGUUCGUGCCCUGCGAGACGUGCUACGGCAGCUGCAAGAUCUUCGUCCAUUACGAGGACGACGAAGACGACGGCGAGUUCCAGCGGUGCCCGGACUGCAACGAGAACGGCCUCAUCGGAUGCCCCGUCUGCUGCUGCUGA
Triticum turgidum subsp. durum (durum wheat) is the source of this 1377-nucleotide messenger RNA. Lineage: Eukaryota; Viridiplantae; Streptophyta; Magnoliopsida; Poales; Poaceae. The record is from the annotation of a GenBank genome assembly.